GUUCUGCUUGUAUUCAAUUAAUGAAAUACUCCCAGCCCAAAUAUGAAUAAGUUGUGAAAAUAAACGUAGAUCUAAAUACGGUAAAGCUUGCAGACCAAAGUUCGUUCAGAUUCGCUAGAUCUAUUCUAGACUCAGCACUAAUUUAAACUGCUGCUUCAGCAGAAGUCAACACCCAUGACAAAGCAAUACAGUUUUAACAUCUAUUUAAAAAAAUGCGCUUCAACUCAAAAGAGCUGUCUUUACUUGUUCAGCAGACGUCAAAAUAUGACAAAGAAGGAUAUCUAAUGAUGAAAGAAAAACAAGAAGGAUUCUUUAAGAAACAGGAAGCCUAUGUGAAUAGAUAUGUCAGACUAAGAGGAAAUCUUCUUUUUUAUUUUAAAAGCAAAGAUAGUAAGUCAGAGCCUCUGGGAGUUGUAGUGUUGGAAAGGUGUGCAGUAGAACUGGCUGUAGACCAAGAAACCAAGAAUGGUUUUCUAUUGGUUUUUGAGGGUGAAGAUCAGCCCUUUCGGUUUGAUGCCCACACAGAGGAGAUUAGGGAUGCAUGGAUCCAGUGCCUUCACAUUGCUAGCCAUGAAUGUCUCAAGAUGCAGUUACAGAGCCUCAGGGAGCAGCUACACACAAAAACUGGCACUGACCCUGUCCAGCUUCCAACAGAGUGUAACUCCAGUGUGGACUUUGAAUCUCAUUCAGACAAUGCAAGUCAAGAGCCUGUUAUUGAAAUAUCUUUAGCUUGCUCUGGUCUCCCCAAUGACACCUCUGAUGUGGCCCCCAAUGCUCUUGUUGUUGUCCACACCAUGUUGCCACCACAGCAGCAAAUCUGGAUGCACCACAACCAUACAGAGAUCAUAGAGAAAGACAACAACCCCCAUUUUCUGAAGACAAUAGGUUUUGGGGAUAAGUUUGGAAUCGACACAAGCACUAGAGUUCGGCUGACUGUACACAAUGUUGUGGAAAGGAUGACUGGAACUAUGUCUCCCAUUGGUCAAACCACUUUCACAAUACAGGAUUUGUUUGCCAACAAUGAUUUAACCUUGACCCUCAAGCUUAGUGGUAAUAGGUCAAAGGAUUGUGGAACAGUUAGAGUUACAGCUUGGAUUAAUGAUGACAAGCUGUCAGUGGCACAGCUCCAGAAUCAAAAGGAGGGGACUUACAACAGACGAACCAAAUCAGCCUCCAUCAAAAAUCAAUCUCAUCAACUGCAGGCCCAUUUCAAUGACAUCAUAAAACGGUCAUUUCGUUUUGCCACUAACAGCGAGAGGUCAGAAAUCCAGGUCUCGGAGUACAUGGCCGAGAGCAAGUGGACUUUUGAGCUGCCAAUACAGUUGUUACACCUUUGGGUACAAGAAGAAAAAUGUAUGAUCUCCAUGCUGCAAGAUCUAGGGGAGUUUGCGUUUGAUGAAAACUUUGCCAAGAAAGAAGCGGCUGAUUAUUGCAUGAGCCUGAUUGUGUCUUAUAGCCAACACGAGUUGCACCUUCGAGAGUUUGCAGGCAUCACUUUCAAAAGAAGUGCAGACAAAGGGAAACUGGAGCUGGAGUUUAUUCCUAUCAACCUCCAUGUGGAGAGAAUGGUGGUGUCCUCGGACUUCUCUACUCCAGGGAAAAUGUAUGACAUCACAACUGUGGGGGCCUUCUCGACCCACUGCAGGGAGAUGAAGACUGGGGGCCUGAAACGUGUGCUGCACCAGAUCAAAGCCAGUUUUACACCAGACAACUCCUCCCAGCAGUUUACCAAGAUACAACGGGCUUGCAAGUACCUCAACGAGGUGACUGAACUAAAACAGGAAAUGAAGAGACUGUCUGACCAGAUGUACGAGUCCGCGGUCAAUCAACAAACCUCUUUGGUUCAUGAAGUGAUGGCCAUUGUGAAAGAAAAGAUAGCUCAAGUUAACAGCCUUUGUGAGGAGCCAGUAGUGGUUGCGGCAGCAAACGCUUACCUGUCUGCCAAGCGAAAUGCAAAUGUCAGUGAUGGGGCGGACUCAUCGUCAUUAAAGAACUUGUCAGUGGAGAAGACUAGAAACAGUGAACAGAAGUGGUCUGGUAGCAGCUGUGUCAAGUCACCAACCAUGGAGCCAUGGGAAGUGACCUGUGUGAACUUGAAAGCUGCAUUUGUUUGUCUACAGUCUGUGGUAGACAACUUCAGCAAGACUGAGAAAACCCAAGAACUGGUGGAGGAAAUAAAACCAGCGUUGACCAAGGUGCAGGGCCUUUUGGACAUUGUGUGGGCCCGGCUGUCUUUGUUUCUUACAUUCUUAUGCAUCAUGGAGAAUAAAGGUCAGGUGAAACAGGCUCAUGAAGCUAAAAUCCGGAGAGAUAUUGUUAAUGCCCACGCUAUUACCACACUAGUUAGCACCUUCGCUGCCAUGACAUUGACCAGCAAGAUGAAGGACCCCCAGUUCUUAAAGCAGCUGUCCACUGUUGGCAUUCUCUGUGAGCUGGAGGGGCUUCUCAGCUGCUAUGGGAGUGAGCUCUGCAUGCUGGAGGACAUGAUGGUGGCAGUGGAUGAUCUGAACUUUGUCUCAUUUCGUUUAGUGCCCCUGAAAAAUGAGGAUUACACCCCGAGAGCUUCCUUAGGAUGCUUUGUGAAAGAAGGUCCCUACCCAGACAUUUACAGGCAUAACAUCAUCAUAGACAUGCCAGUAAAUCAAGAGGUUUUCUCCCUUCUGCCCAAAGAACUUCAGGCCGGAAAAGAGAUUCCAGUUUCUGCCCUUGCCUUUAAUAUAGGCAUCAAUGAGCAAGCCACUUUAGCAGAAAAAUUUGGCAGUACGGCAUUGCAAGAAAAAUUAAACAUAACUUCCUUUGCCAAACUGUAUGAGUACUACGUGCACUAUUCAAAACACUUUGAGGAUCCAUUGGAUAAAAGCCAUGGAGUUGGUUCCCUUAGUCACAUGAUCAAAAUGCUGCAGAGCAAUGUCAUGAGCAAGAAAAGUAAAAAUGUAGAAGUCCUCCACACAGCUGCUGAAGUGAUUCGAGCCAUGAAUGGCCUGAGAAUAACAUUCUGUAAAAGUGGAAAGGACAGAACCUCCAUGGCAGUCACAUUGGAGAUGGUGCAUAUUCUUCAGCGCCACCACAACCUGGCAUCCCAUGUCUUUAUACAAUCUUUGGACUGCUUACGAAGUGUUGGCUGCCGAAGAGAGAACACAUUAAAAAAUACAGGAGUGAAGAAAUAUGCUUUCAUUAGUCUACAAAUGUUAUACAUUCCCAAACUGUACAGAGCGCCCAGCGGAACAUACGGAAAUGUGCAGACGUGAACCGGACUUAAGGAGGCUGCACUAUUCACAGUUUUUAUUAUAUUUAUUACCCACCAUAUUACGUGGUCAUAAUACGACCAAGUUUGUGAUAUAUUGUAUAAUAACCCUGUGUAUGUUACUUUACAAUGAAGUGUUUGUUAGAACAAAAUUAACAGCUGUGAGACAAUAGUCCUGAUACAAAUGAUUUCAUGAGGUGCGCAGAAGGACUGGUGGCUGAAGGUUAUUUUUAACCUAUGGAAAGCCAGAACAAUUAUCUGAUUGUAUUGUUUUAGCAAUAUUGCCUGUUUUGUUUUUCUAAGUGGGUUAUAUAAAAACAUUGAUAUAUCAAAGUCUUGCAGAGCUUUGGUUAGUGUGAUGUAUCAAACUUCCGGGGAACAUUUUGAUUGUUUUAUGCUUGGCACCUAGAUUUCAAUAGAUGUUCAUCGCCUUGCUGGAAGACACUAGACGUUUAAAUUACCCGAUGAAGCUAAGAAACCAAAUUGAUCCAUAAAAACAUUUUCGAAAAAAAAAAAAUGCUCAUAAUUUAUUUUGUAUACUAUUUUUUUUAGUGAAUGAUUUUAUCAGACUUGGUCAUAUUGAAAACCAGUUCAUGGAGGUUAAAACAGAACAAUGUGAUGUUAAUUUGAAAAGCUAAGAAAAUCUGGUGGAAAGGUGAAUUCAGUGAGUGACUGUAUGGUCAUGUUUUAUUUAUUUAACUUGACAUUCAUCUUAACUCUAUGUUUGUAGUUAGUUGCUGGAGCUGAUGAUGGCUCAUCAGAGAAGCACAUGUAUUUUUGAGAGGGAGGCUAUUGAAGCAUAAAGAAAAAUCAAAGAAGAAAAGUACAAAAACCUAGUUCCACCUAUCUGGUUGGCGAAGAUGAUGUGCUGCCAAUCUGGGAGUCUGCGACUUCAAAACUUGAUGUCAUGGAUUUUUUGGUUUCAGUAUUUUUAGCUCCCAGGCAGCAUUGAACUCUUUCAAAGACAAUACCCCCCCCCUCCCCCUUUCAUGUUUCACAAUUACAAUGGGAAUUUAGAACACUGAACAUGCUAAAAAUAGUAGGAGGUGACAUGCUACCAAAAUUGAUUGCAUAAAUUUUGAUUUUUGUGUGCUGCUUGUGAUGUUUAGUAGAAAUGGUAGGUGCCUGCCAACAUGGUGUAGUCCAGCGAUUCUCGACCUUUUAUGCUCGGCGAGCCCUUUGUACAAUCCUCCACUCUGCUGCCCCCCCCCCCCCCCACACACACACACACAGCAAUAGAAGAAUGGACAAUAACAAUCCAUAUUUUCAAAGGUCUUAGGCGACCCCUGGAAAAUCAUCACGACCCACAGGUUGAGAACCCCUGGUGUAGUCCAACUUAACUCUAAUAUUUGUUACUUUGAAUACUCAUUGAGAACAUCCCAGAGAAGACUUGAAGUAUCUUGUUAUAUAUCCCAGUGUGGAUUUAAUUUAACAUGCCAGUGUUUAUCAUUAUGUAUUUUUAUCCUGACUGAAAAGGAACAAAAUUAGUUCCUUUAAAGAAAAGAUUUUGUUGCCAGAACACCUAAAAGGCAGGAAAAGGAAACUUGACUAGGUGUGACGUUAAGUAUAAUCAGCAGCGCAGAUAUCAAAUUCUUCACUCUAAUAUAGGUCUUUGGGCACUAUAUUUACCCAGUUAGGGCUGGUGUUUUGAGUGAAAAAGUGGCGUUUUGAUUUAUUUUCAGUAUUCCUAAGCUUUUGUUAAAUAAUUUUUCGUGUAUUGGCUCUCAUUCUUAUUUUUGAAAGUUUAAAUAAAUCUUUAAAUCAACAUAGGUAUUUAUUAAACUUAAUAGAAAUAGCUUUUCAAUAGCAUUAAUUUUUUAUUUUUGCAUGUUUGCUUAAUUUUCUUCAUCUGUUCCUAAUAUUGAAAUUCUAGUUAGAUCUUUCAUACAAAUACCCUUAGUCUCUUCAAAACUCACCUGAUCAGAUAGUCAAAUUCUUUUAACCACAAAUUAUUCAUUUGUAUUUUUUUAAAGGAAGUGGGAUAUCUAUGUGUGUGAAGGCCAUAAAUUUAACUUGGGUAAGAUCAUUUAGACCUUCAGCAUCAGAGGGAUUAAAAAUAAAGUACAUAAGUUUCAGGUUAAGAGAAAGUUUAUCUGUCCAUUAAACUAACCAUCCCCUAGUUUAGUGCUAUAGUAAUAAUAUGCAUGUGUGAUUUCUGACAAUAUGUACACAUUUAUUUGUGUUCUGUUUUUAGUGUUGAUGCUCAAUAUAUACUUGUUUGUUUUAAUUUAAAUGUCUACAGAAACAACUGUGCAAUGUGAACUUUUUUUUUGUUUAUUUAUGACAGAACAAAAACCGAAGAGUAUCAAAUUUGUCAAAGUCUUUUCAAAGACUUGAUAGUUUUUAACAAAAUCAUGUGAAUCUGUUGAUGACAGGAAUGAUAACAAUUUUAAAUUUUUAUGUUAUUUUAAAAUAAUUUUAUUUUAUAAUUGACAUCUCUAUAUAUAGAUAGAGAAGCCCUACUUAAUGGCUACCUGGUUGUUUGGUCUGCGCUCUGGAGCAUUAUUUGGUUGCAGUGAUGCAAGGUUCAAACCCUGCCCAUUGCCAUACUGUUGUCCUGUGGGUGGUUUGGGAUAGGAUGUAAUUAUCUUCAAAGUCUGAAAGAACAUCUGAAACUUGUAAAGCAAACUAUAGCAAGCCUAGUGGGUACUGUUUUCUAUGUUCAUAAAAAUUGCAGACAACUGGCAUAUUAGCAUCCCUGGCUGUGGAUGUUUUAUAGAUGAGCUUAUCAAGAACAAAGUAAAGCUUAUUGCUAUUUAUAAUUGACUUCCUCAUUCAGGAUGAUUUAUGAAUGACAAUGUAAAUACUUCAGCGCACAUCCUUCCAGAACCUUCAUCCAGUCUCUUUUUUUGGUUUGGUUUGCAAAAUGUAUUUUGUUGUUUAAAUUUUGACUAAGCAAAUAUAUACUUGUUCCACAUAUAAUCCAACUUUUGUCUAGAUAUACACAUUUUUUUUUACACUAUUGUCUUAGGGAUUUGUUAAAAACGUGCACUUUCUAUUAAUUUUCCAACAGUGAAGACAUUUUGUGUCUUGCCUUCACUCAAUAGCCUACUUUUCAUACACAAAGCCUAGAACCUUAAAAACAUCUGACCAUUAAAUAGGAAAGUGCAUGUGUAAAAUAGGAGACCGAACUUUGAACAUGGUGCAAUACUUUUUCUUGUUGCCAACUCUUGUGCCGAGGAAACAAGACAGACAAUGAUGUUUAUGUUUAUUUCCCACUGGUCAUUAGACUUUCAUCAGGGAUGCAUAAUAGUGUUAGUAAAUUUAUUGUAUUUUAAGUUAUUCAGCUUAGAUUUGCAAUUGUAGUCUGUUAUUUGUUACCAUGAAGUAGUUUAAGUAUCUAGUUAUAGGUUGAAUUUUGUUUAUUUUAUGUAUAACAUCUAGAUCUAAUGGAUAAAGCUCUUCCAUUGAAAUGUGCAAUUUGAAAAAAAAAAAAAGAGGCUAACUAUAACCAUGUUUUUAGCACUUUCAAUUUAUUUCCCUUGUCAAUAAAUUUCACUACUAAUUCAA
Messenger RNA from Biomphalaria glabrata, 6754 nucleotides. RefSeq names its product inositol polyphosphate-4-phosphatase type I A-like. The record is from RefSeq and is a predicted model, not a curated record. Lineage: Eukaryota; Metazoa; Mollusca; Gastropoda; Planorbidae. Bases 213 to 3248 code for a protein of 1011 amino acids. The transcript is spliced from 25 exons. Gene Ontology annotation, cellular component: cytoplasm. Gene Ontology annotation, molecular function: phosphatidylinositol-3,4-bisphosphate 4-phosphatase activity.